Molecule: messenger RNA, 626 nt
Organism: Condylura cristata (star-nosed mole)
Lineage: Eukaryota; Metazoa; Chordata; Mammalia; Eulipotyphla; Talpidae
Gene: BLVRB
Product: biliverdin reductase B
Exons: 4
Coding region: 95-550 (151 amino acids)
Source: RefSeq, a predicted model, not a curated record
GUCCCGCUAGAGAACCCCGGGAGGGCGGCCCCGCAGCCAGUCGCUUCCCGCGCGUCCUGCGACUCCGCGGCCUCUCGCCCCCACGACCAGCAGCAUGGCCAUCAAGAAGAUUGCGAUCUUCGGCGCCACCGGCAGGACCGGGCUCACCACGCUGGCGCAGGCGGUGCAAGCAGGUCCUACCACAGUGAUGUCCGAGGGUGCCCGGAACAUUGUGGCAGCAAUGAAAGCCCAUGGCGUGGACAAGGUCGUGGCCUGCACCUCGGCCUUCCUGCUGUGGGACCCGGCCAAGGUGCCCCCGAGACUGCAGGAUGUGACUGAUGACCACAUUCGGAUGCACAAGGUACUCCAGGAGUCGGGGCUGAAGUACGUGGCCGUGAUGCCCCCGCACAUAGGGGAUCAGCCGCUGACUGGUGCCUACACGGUGACCCUGGAUGGACGAGGGCCUUCGAGAGUCAUCUCCAAACAUGACCUGGGCAACUUCAUGCUGCGCUGCCUCACCACGGAUGAAUACGACGGGCACAGCACCUACCCCUCCCACCAGUAUGAAUAGGGCUCUGGCUGUCCUGGAAGUGGAGAACAAAGGCAGGGAGUAAUAAAUGUUGAGCCAAGGGCUUCAGAUUAUUCUA